Lachancea sp. 'fantastica' is the source of this 792-nucleotide messenger RNA. The record is from the annotation of a GenBank genome assembly. NCBI's taxonomy places the organism in Eukaryota, Fungi, Ascomycota, Saccharomycetes, Saccharomycetales, Saccharomycetaceae.
AUGUCCGAUCAGAUUAUAAAGGAAGUGGCUUCAUACCUGACACCCAAUGUUCCUAUUGUACCGAUUUCACAGGGUGCAGAAGCUGUUGUUUUCACUACAUCGGUUCAUCCUUAUGAGCCUAGCCAGAACAAUGCAGAAACAUCGAUUAAGUACGUCUUGAAGUACAGACCUCCCAAAAAAUACAGACAUCCUACCAUAGAUAAAGCGCUCACCAAACACCGCACAUUGAGUGAAUCUAGGAUUUUAGCCAAACUUUCGCAGAUUCCGGGUCUUAACGUACCCAAGCUCAUCGCAUGUGACGUCUACAACGGAUGCAUUUGGAUUGAGUUCUUGGGCGAAGAGCUUCCCAAUGGUAAUGGCUUCAGCAGUCUCAAAAACUUUUUGUGGAUGUGUGUAUCAGAUCCACAUAGUGAGAUUGUCGAGACCACUCUAGUAAAAGUGGGCCGGCAAAUUGGUCUUCUACAUUGGAAUGACUAUUGUCAUGGAGACCUGACAACAUCCAACGUCGUUCUUCAACACAGCGACGGAGACUGGGAGCCUUACUUGAUCGAUUUUGGGCUAGGAUCGGCAUCAACACUUGUUGAAGAUAAAGGCGUUGAUUUGUAUGUGCUAGAGAGAGCUGUGAAUAGCACGCAUUCACGUUUCGCCGACACUUACAACGAGUUGUUGAUGCAAGGGUACAAGCAGGUUUAUGAAGAGCUCAGUCAAAAGGGCCAAAACAGGUUGCGCGAGGUUUUGAAAAGGUUUGAGGAAGUGAGACUGAGGGGCAGAAAGAGAAGUAUGAUAGGAUAA